Messenger RNA from Coregonus sp. 'balchen', 20579 nucleotides. Lineage: Eukaryota; Metazoa; Chordata; Actinopteri; Salmoniformes; Salmonidae. The record is from the annotation of a GenBank genome assembly.
AUGGCUGCCAUGAGGGAUGAGUUCACUAAACUAGAGGGGGAGGUGGUCCUGUUCAGGGAGAGUGUAAGCAAACAGCAACCAGACAUCCACACGUUAGAGGAGCUCCUAACCAAAGGACGGACAGAGCAGGACAACAGCCUUACAACACAUCUGAAAGAGGUUCAGCAAGAGAGAGACGAACUCAAGAGAGAGCUGGCUGAUCUAACAAAGGAGGUGAGAGAGCUCCAAAAAGACAAGCACAACAGUAAUAACGAGCUGACCACACUAAGAGAGGAGCUGCAGGAGAGAAAGAGUACAGAGGACAGGCUGCAGGAGCAGCUAGAUCACCACUCCAGGAUCGUGGUGUCAACCCUUCUACAGAGGACCGUCUUCCACCCUGCCACAAUCCAAAGAAUAAACGCCAGCCUCUCCCGGGACUGUGCCCUGCGACCCAAUGUACACCUGGCCCACCAUCCCACCCUCGAUCCGGACUGUUUAUAUGACCAUGUUCACCUGUACAGGGAGACAGUCCCCAUCCUUGCCAAGACUCUAAAGGACGUCACUUUAAACCGCAGCCCGACCUCUCCACCAUUUUGAAGGUAAAGAAAAAACAGUUAUGAAAUCUUUUUACGUUGCAUGUUGGAUUUUACAAGGAUUGAAGUCCUCUGCUUUUUGGGCUAAAGAGCAGAAACCCAGACUUCCUGAAAGAAAUUGAUGAUGUUGAUAUUGUAGUACUACAGGAAACAUGGUGCAGAGGUGAUGUUUCCACUGGCUGUCCACUAGGUUAUAGUAAGAUAAUCGUACAUUUACAUUUACAUUUUAGUCAUUUAGCAGACGCUCUUAUCCAGAGCGACUUACAGGAGCAAUUAGGGUUAAGUGCCUUGCUCAAGGGCACAUUAACGUCAUUUAGCAGACACUCUUAGCCAGAGCGACUCACAAAUUGGUGCGUUCACCCUAUAGCCAGUGGGAUAACCACUUUACAAUUGGGGGGGGGGGGGUAGAAGGAUUCCUUUAUCCUAUCCCAGGUAUUCCUUAAAGAGGUGGGGUUUCAAAUGUCUCCGGAAGGUGGUGAGUGACUCCGCUGUCCUGGCGUCGUACCAUCCACCAAAUUAAAAGGAAUCACACAGGGCAGAGACUCAUGGGGAAUGCUAAUAUGGUAUAAAUCUAAACUAACUAAUUCAAUCGAAUUGAUCAAAACAGGAGAAUUCUUUAUCUGGUUAAAAAUCAACAAGGAAGCUAUCUUAACAGAUAAAAACGUCUUCCUCUGUGCCAUAUACAUUCCCCCCUCUGUCACCCUACUUCAAUGAAGAGAGUUUCUCCAUUCUAGAGGGGGAGAUUAGUCACUUUCAGGCCCAAGGCAACGUACUGGUAUGUGGAGACCUGAAUGCUAGAACAGCAGAAGAACUAGACACUAUCAACAGUCAUGGGGACAAACACCUACCGGGAAGCAACAACCUUUCCCUCCCCACAUACCCCCCCAGAAACAACUAUGACAAAGUGAAAAACAAAAAUGGAGCACAGCUCCUGAAGCUCUGUUGAACACUGGGUGUGUACAUAGUCAAUGUAGGCUAAGAGGGGACUCUUUUGGUAAGUACACCUAUAGCUCAUACCUUGGCAGCAGUACUGUAGACUACUUUAUCACUGACCUCUACCCAGAGUCUCUCAGAGCCUUCACAGUCAGCCCACUAACACCUCUCUCAGACCACAGUAAAAUCACAUCCCAAUAAAUUACAUGGUACUAAACAGGCCUAUAGAUGGAGUGCAAACAGUACAGAAAUCUACCAAAAAGCAAUUAGUAGCCAAAAAAUACAAUCUCUCCUGGACAACUUUUUAGCCUCUUACAGCAAUGAAGGUGUAAAUUUGGCCGUUUGGAACAUAAACUUUAUAUUUGACAAAUUAGCCUCCUUGGCUAAUCUAAAGAAACAUAAGAGCAAACCAAAAAGAAUAGAUAAUGAAAAAUGGUUUGAUAAUGAUUGAUAAAAUCUAAGAAAGUCAUUGAGAAAUAUAUCUAAUCAAAAACACAGAGAACCAGACAACAAAAAUAUACGCCUUCAAUAUGGGGAAACACUGAAGCAAUACAAACGCACCCUAAGAACAAAAAAGGAACCGCACAUUAGAAAUCAGCUGGAUGGAAUUGAGGUAUACAUAGAAUCAAACCACUUCUGGGAGAAUUUGAAUAAAUUAAACAAACCUCAUCAUGAGGAAUUGGCUAUCCAAAAUGGGGAUAUGUGGAGAAAUUACUUUGCAAACCUCUACAGCAAAUAUAACAAAUAGCCCAGAACAAAAAGAUAUACAAGAAAAAUUACAAAUCCUUGAAUCAGCAGUCAAAGACUAUCAGAAUCCUGUGGAUACCCCAAUUACAGAAUAAUAAUUAUUGGAAAAACUAUGCACUCCAACCCAAAAAGGCCUGUGGUGCUGAUGGUAUUUUAAAUUAAAUGAUCAAAUAUACAGACCACAAAUUCAAAUUGGCUAUACUCAAACUCAACAUUAUCCUCACUGCAGGUAUUUUCCCCAGUAUUUGGAACCAAGGAUUGAUCACACCAAUCUAUAGAAACGGAGACAGAUUUGACCCAAAUCAUUACAGAGGAAUUUGCGUUUUCCCCAGUAUUUGGAACCAAGGAUUGAUCACACCAAUCUAUAGAAACGGAGACAGAUUUGACCCAAAUCAUUACAGAGGAAUUUGCGUUAACAGCAACUUGGGGAAAAUUCUCUGCAGUAUCAUAAAUAGCAGAAUACGUAAUAUCCUUGAUGAACACAACGUCCUGAGCAGAAGCCAGAAUGGAUUUUUUUUUUAAAUUAUUGUACAACAGACCACAUUUACACCCUCCACACUCUGACAAACAAGUAAACCAAAACAAAGGCAAAAUCUACUUGUGUUUUGUAGACUUCAAGAAAGCAUUUGAUUCAAUUUGGCACAAAGUUCUUUUUUAUAAACUAAUAGAAAGUGGUAUUGGAGGGAAAACAAAUUAUGUUAUUAAAUCAAUGUACACUAAAAACAAAUUUGCGGUUAAAAUUGGCAACAAGCAAACAGACUUCUUCUCUCGGGGACGUGGAGUGAAACAGGGCUGCUCAAUAAGUCCAACACUAUUUAACAUCUACAUUAAUGAAUUGGCAAAAACAUUAGAAGAAUCUCCAGCACCUGGUCUCAUCCUACACAACACUGAAAUCAAGUGUCUGCUGUACACAGAUGACCUGGUGCUACUGUCUCCCACUAAGGAGGGGUUACAGCAGCAUCUAGAUCAUCUGCACAGGUUCUGUCAGACCUGGGCUCUGACAGUUAACCUAAAACAAACAAAUAGAAAUAUACUCAAAAAAAGGUCAGGAAAUCAGGAUCACAAAUAUAAAUUCUAUUUGGACACAGUUCUAUUAGAACACACCAAAAACGACACGUUUCUAGGUGUCACGUUCGUUUAAUGACGGGACAGACCAAGGCGCAGCGUGAUAUACGUACAUGUUUAUUAACGUAAUAAACACUCGACAAAACAAUAAACGAAAAGUGAAGUCCAAGGUAGCACACACAACAUACCUUACAUGGAACAAGAUCCCACAACCCACUAGUGAUUCUACACCUGCAUUACUAGCUGUUUGGGGUUUUAGGCUGGGUUUCUGUACAGCACUUCGAGAUAUUAGCUGAUGUAAGAAGGGCUAUAUAAAAUAAAAUUGAUUGAUUGACUAGUGCCAAUAGGCUGCCUAAGUAUGAUCAACAUAGAUCUACACAUAAUAGAUCAAAACAUAGAAAACACCACAAAGAAUAUACACACUCAACAUAUAAGAGUCCCCUGAGUCAGGGCGUGACAGUACCCCCCCCCCCCCCCAAAGGUGCGGACUCCGACCGCACAAACAUGACAUGACAGGGAAGGGUCCGGGUGGGCAUUCCACUUCGGAGGCGGAUCCGGCUCCGGGCGUGACGACCACAAUCUCUCCUCCCCCCCAUUACGCCCCUGGUCCGGUCUGGACCUCAGCGCGCUGCUUCCCCUCUCCUUCCUCCCACGAUACACCAGACCCUGUCUGGACCCUGGUGUGAGAGACCCCGAACCUGGAGAGGGGCUGACGUCAGGCUCCGGACUGGAGCCGCUGACCGGAGCUGGACUGGGCACCGGUGGAGCGGACUGCUCUGGCUCCAGAGUGGAGCCGCUGACCGGAGCUGAAUCAGGCACCGGUGGAGCGGACUGCUCUGGCUCCGGAGUGGAGCCGCUGACCGGAGCAGAAUCAGGCACCGGUGGAGCGGACUGCUCUGGUUCCGGAGUGGAACAGCUGACCAGAACUGGAUCAGGCACCGGUGGAGCGGACUGCUCUGGCUCCGGAGUGGAGCAGCUGACGGGCACGGGCCGUGCCGGACUGGACAAACGCACCACUGGUCUGGUGCGAGGCGAAGGCACGGGCCGGAUCGGACUAGGAACACGCACCACUGGCUUGGUGCGAGGGGAGGGAACGGGCCGGACUGGCGACGCGCACCACUGGCUUGGUGCGAGGAGCAGGAACAGGCCGGGCCGGACUGGCGACGCGCACCACUGGCUUGGUGCGAGGCGCAGGAACAGGCCGGGCCGGACUGGCGACGCGCACCACUGGCUUGGUGCGAGGGGCAGGAACAGGCCGGGCCGGACUGGCGACGCGCACCACUGGCUUGGUGCGAGGAGCAGGAACAGGCCGGGCCGGGCUGGUGACACGCACCACUGGCUUGGUGCGAGGAGCAGGAACGGGCCGGACUGGCGACGCGCACCACUGGCUUGGUGCGAGGAGCAGGAACGGGCCGGGCCGGACUGGCGACGCGCACCACUGGCUUGGUGCGAGGAGCAGGAACGGGCCGGGCCGGUGCCGGGCCGGACUGGCGACGCGCACCACUGGCUUGGUGCGAGGAGCAGGAACGGGCCGGGCCGGAACUGGCGACGCGCACCACUAGCUUGGUGCGAGGAGCAGGAACAGGCCGGGCCGGGCUGGCGACGCGCACCACUGGCUUGGUGCGAGGAGCAGGAAAGGGCCGGACCGGACUGUGAAGGCGGACUGGAGGUCUGGAGCGGAGAGCUGGCACAACCCGUCCUGGCUGGCUGCCCACUUUCGCACUACACGUGCGGGGCACUGGCACAGGACGCACUGGGCUGUGCACGCGCACUGGCGAUACCGUUCGUAGAACUGGCGCAGGAUAUGCGGGACCGAGGAGGCGUACUGGAGACCAGGAGCGUUGAGCCGGCACACCCCGUCCUGGCUGGAUGCCCAUCUUCGCACGGCACGUGCGUGGUGCCAGCACAGGACGUACAGGACUGUGCCGGCGCACUGGCGACACAGUACGUAGCUCCGCAUAACACGGAGCUUGCCCAGUCAUACGCUUCCUCGCGUGAGUACGGGGAGUUGGCUCUGCUCUAACCCUAGGCUCCGCCAACCACCCCGUGUGCCCCCCCCAAAUUUUUUAUUGGGGCUGCUUCUCGGGCUUCCUCCUCGACCGGCCUCCUCCGUGUUGCCGUUGCUCCUCUCCUGCCUGGGCAUCUACCUUAGCCCAUGGUCCUUUCCCCGCGAAUAUCUCCUCCCAUGACCACAAAUUGGCCACCUGUGACAUGGCCAUCCGCUCCUUGGUCCUCGUUUGGUGGGAUCUUCUGUCACGUUCGUUGAAUGACGGGACAGACCAAGGCGCAGCGUGAUAUACGUACAUGUUUAUUAACGUAAUAAACACUCGACAAAACAUUAAACGAAACGAAACGUGAAGUCCAAGGUAGCACAGACAACAUACCUUACAAGGAACAAGAUCCCACAACCCACUAGUGCCAAUAGGCUGCCUAAGUAUGAUCCCCAAUCAGAGACAACGAGCUACAGCUGCCUCUGAUUGGGAACCACACCGGCCAACAUAGAUCUACACAUAAUAGAUCAAAACAUAGAAAACACCACAAAGAAUAUACACACCCUGACUCAACAUAUAAGAGUCCCCUGAGUCAGGGCGUGACACUAGGACUAAAUAUCAGCAACACAGGUAGCUUUCACAUGGCUGUGAAUGAGCUGAGAGACAAAGCAAGAAGAGCAUUCUAUGCCAUUAAAAGGAACAUUAAAAUUAGAAUCUGGUUCAAAAUGUUCCAAUCAGUUAUAGAACCAAUUGCUCUAUAUGGCAGCGAUGUAUGGUGUCCGCUCUCUAAUAAUAAAUUGACCAAAUGGGACAAACAUCCAAUUGAAAAACUGCAUGCAGAGUUUUGCAAGACUGUAUUGCAAGUGCAAAGAAAAACUCAAAAUAAUGCAUGUAGAGCAGAAUUGGGCCAAUACCCCCUCCUUAUUCAAAUAGAAAAAAGAGCCAUACAAUUUUACAACCAUCUAAAAACAAGUGACCCCUAAACAUUCCAUCACACAGCUCUACAAUGUCAAGAGAUUAAACAAGAGAAGAGUCCCCUCAGCCAGCUGGUUCUGAGGCUCAGUUCACUAACCCAAACCAACACCAUAGAGCCUCAGGACAGCACUCAGAAAAUCUGGGCUAACCAAAUCAUCACGAAGCAAAAAGGAAGAAUAUGCACCUAUUGGAAAGACACCACAAAAAAUCAAAGUAAAUGUCAAUGAUAUUUGCCUCUAAACAGACAGUACAUGGUGGCAGACUAUCUGACCACUGUGACUGAUAGAAAACUGAGGAAAACACUGACUAGGUACAGUCUGGCUAUAGAGACCGGUCAUCACAGGCGAACCUGGCUGCCCAGAGAGGACAGGCUGUGUUCACUCUGCCCCAGGGGAGAGGUAGAGACAGAGCUGCAUUUCCUAUUACACUGUGACAAAUACUCAGACCUAAGAGAAUCUUUCUUUCCCAAAAUUAUCAUUCAGUACAAAGAAUUUGAAACUAAAAAAAGAUGAAAAAUAUAUAUAUAUUUAUUGGGUGAAAAGCCAGAAUUGGGUGUAGCCAAAUAUGUGUCCUCCUGCCACAACCUGAGGGACAGCCAGUGAAAGUGCAAUGUAAUGUCAAUAAUAUUCCAUGUCAUGUGGCUUCUCAGUCAUGUUGAGACUGGUCUACUACUAUUGCUUUAAUGUAUUGUUAUUCUCAUUAAUAUUGUUGUUGUAGUUGCUGUUAAUGGUAAUCCCAUUUCCACUACUAUUAUUAUUAUUGCUGUUGGUCCCACCAUUUUUGUUAUAUGUAUACUUUGACGAGAGAGAGAGAGAGAGAGAGAGAGAGAGAGAGAGAGAGAGAGAGAGAGAGAGAGAGAGAGAGAGAGAGAGAGAGAGAGAGAGAGAGAGAGUUGAUAAUUUAUGCAUUUUGUGUUUUCAGGUGGUGAAGACAGUGGGUCUCCGGGAGGUGUGGUUUUUUGGCCUGCAGUACACAGACAGUAAAGACUACAGCACGUGGCUCAAACUCAAUAAGAAGGUGACGCAGCAAGAUGUGAAGAAGGAGAACCCUCUGCAGUUUAAGUUCAGAGCCAAGUUCUUCCCUGAGGACGUGUCUGAGGAGCUCAUCCAGGAGAUCACACAGAGACUCUUCUUCCUGCAGGUAACAGACACACACACUUCUACAGUGUGUCCUUUGUACUCACAAUGUACAUUGCAGAUCCAAACAAAGUAUGUGUGUUCCCUGCCCAUGCCAGGUGAAGGAGGCCAUCCUGAACGAUGAGAACUACUGUCCUCCAGAGACUGCCGUGUUGCUGGCCUCCUACUCUGUCCAGGCCAAGUAUGCAGACUACAACAGAGACAUCCACAAGCCUGGUUACCUCACCUCCGACCGCCUGCUGCCACAGAGGUCUGUACCCCACACCAAUUCCUCUGUUCCCUCUCUGUUCCCCCUCUGUUCCCUCUCUGUCCCCCCCUGUUCCCUCUCUGUCCCUCUCCGUCACCCUCUGUUCGCUCUCUGUCCCUCUCUGUCCCUCUCCGUCACCCUCUGUUCCCUCUCUGUCCCUCUCUGUCCCUCUCCGUCACCCUCUGUUCCCUCUCUGUCCCUCUCUGUCCCUCUCCGUCACCCUCUGUUCCCUCUCUGUCCCUCUCUGUCCCUCUCUGUCCCUCUCCGUCACCCUCUGUUCCCUCUCUGUCCCUCUCUGUCCCUCUCCGUCACCCUCUGUUCCCUCUCUGUUCCCUCUCUGUUCCCUCUCUGUCCCUCUCUGUCCCUCUCCGUCACCCUCUGUUCCCUCUCUGUCCCUCUCUGUCCCUCUCCGUCACCCUCUGUUCCCUCUCUGUCCCUCUCUGUCCCUCUCCGUCACCCUCUGUUCCCUCUCUGUCCCUCUCCGUCACCCUCUGUUCCCUCUCUGUCCCUCUCUGUCCCUCUCCGUCACCCUCUGUUCCCUCUCUGUCCCUCUCUGUCCCUCUCCAUCACCCUCUGUUCCCUCUCUGUCCCUCUCUGUCCCUCUCCGUCACCCUCUGUUCCCUCUCUGUCCUCUCUGUCCCUCUCCGUCACCCCUCUGUUCCCUCUCUGUCCCCUCUCUGUCCCUCUCUGUCCCUCUCCGUCACCCUCUGUCCCUCUCCCCCCGUCACCCUCUGUUACCUCUCUGUCCCUCUCUGUCCCUCUCAGUCACACUCUGUCCCUCUCUGUCCCUCUCCGUCACCCUCUGUUCACUCUCUGAUCCCUCUCUGUCCCUCUCGUCACCCUCUGUUCCCUCUCUGUCCCUCUUGUCCCUCUCCGUCACCCUCUGGUUCCCUCUCUGUCCCUCUCUGUCCCUCUCCGUCACCCUUGUUCCCUCUUGUCCCUCUCUGUCCCUCUACGUCACCCUCUGUUCCCUCUCUGUCCCUCUCCGUCACCCUCUGUUCCCUCUCUGUCCCUCUCUGUCCCUCUCCGUCACCCUCUGUUCCCUCUCUGUCCCCUCUCCGUCACCCUCUGUUCCCUCUCUGUCCCUCUCCGUCACCCUCUGUUCCCUCUCUGUCCCCCUCAGUUCCCUUUCUGUUCCCUCUCUGUCCCCCUCUUUCCCUCUCUGUCCUUCUCUGUCCCCCCCUGUUCCCUCUCUGUCCCCCCCUGUUCCCCCUCUGUUCCCUCUCUGUUCCCCCUUUGUUCCCUCUCUGUCCCCCUCUGUUCCCUCUUUGUCCCCCUCUGUUUCCUCUCUGUCCCCUUCUAACCCUCUCUGUUCCCUCUCUGUCCCCCUCUAACCCUCUAGGUCUCCCUCUAACCCUCUCUGUCCCCCUCAGAGGGAGUGUGUGCUGUCCCCCUCAGAGGGAGCUUUUUUAAAUGAGCUGUUCUUUAGUAAAGUGGCUCAACUCUCCGUCACUAUAAAUCUGUGCUGUCUUUUGAUGCCAGGCCUCUACUGUGGCUCUGUUUGAAUAACCCUGUGUGUAUCCUGCAGAGUGUUGGAGCAGCACAAGUUGACUAAGGAGCAAUGGGAGGACAGAAUACAGACCUGGCACGAGGAACACACAGGCAUGCUCAGGUAGGGCUAUGUAUGAGGGUCUCUGUCUGUGUGUGCUUUGUAUGAGAGUGUUUGUAUCACACUUUCUCCUCUACACAAGUUAUAACUUUCCAAUUUGUGUUUGUGUACACAGAGAGGACUCAAUGAUGGAGUAUCUGAAGAUAGCCCAGGACCUGGAGAUGUAUGGAGUCAACUACUUUGAGAUCAAGAACAAGAAGGGAACUGAGUUGUGGCUGGGUGUGGAUGCACUGGGACUCAAUAUCUACGAACACGAGGACAAGUACGAAACACUGACUUAUACAAUGUGGAAUAUUUAUUUAUUUAGUUAUUUAGUUAUACUAUUUAUAUAUUUAUUCAUCAAUUAUUUUAGAGUGGAAGGUAAGAUAGCUUUUGUGGCUACCUGAGCAUGGCUUUGUAAGAUAUAUUCCAUGACACUAUUGCCCUCCGCUGGCCAUGGAUGGUACCUUUAGUUUCAUUUAGUACUACGCUGAUGUAUUGUAGGUAGACAGUUACCUUCCCAUUGCAUAUUACUGUACUAGUGUAGUGUUGUGAUAGUCUGUGCUUUCCCUUCCCUCCUCCCCAGGUUGACACCAAAGAUUGGCUUCCCCUGGAGCGAGAUCAGAAACAUCUCCUUCAACGACAAGAAGUUUGUCAUCAAACCCAUCGACAAGAAAGCCCCAGUAAGUCAGUCUACAAGGAAGGUAGGGGAUCAGUCUACCGGGAAGGUAGGGGAUGGUGGGAGGAAAUAAUACAACACAAUGUACAAUAAACAAUGAGAAUAUAAUAAUGACAUUGGAGUAGAGUUAGCCACCCCUGUUCUCCACAUUGCCCUUCUCUCCCCUCCUCCUCUCUCUGAAGGACUUUGUAUUCUACGCGCCACGGUUGCGGAUCAACAAGCGUAUCCUGGCGCUGUGCAUGGGGAACCACGAGCUGUACAUGAGGAGGAGGAAGCCUGACACCAUCGAGGUGCAGCAGAUGAAGGCCCAGGCCCGAGAGGAGAAACACCAUAAACAGAUGGAGAGGUACAGUACUGGAGGAACGCAUGCAGACGUGGUUGUGAUUCUGUCCAGAAGGGGGCAGCAUUGUAUUAAAAUAUGUCUGGUCUGCAUUAGAGCCACAUAAAAGGUAAAUCUCUGUAUUUCCUUGAUUCCCAAAAGGAGGGGAGAAGAGAGGAUACAGGGAAUUACAGAAAUAAAAUUGAGAUACAAGCCUGAUCUACCAUCCUGACAGCUGCUCUCUGGAGAUCAGGAUGGUCCAAAGAGGCUAUUGAGAUACAGCCAUGGACUGGAUAUCUCUGUAUGCAGUGGUGUAAAGUGCUUAAAAAUACUUUAAAUUACUACUUAUGUUGUUUUUUGGGUUAUUUAUACUUAACUUUACUAUAUAUAUUUUACUGCACUACAUUCCUAAAUAAAAUAUGUACUUUCUACUCCCAUACAUUUUCCCUGAAACCAAAAAGUACUGAAUGCUCAGGCAGGACAGAAUUAUGGUCCAAUUCAAACACCUAUCAAUAUAACGCGUUGUCAUCCCUACUGCCUCUGAUCUGGCGGACUCACUAAACACAAAUGUAUACUGUAUACUGCGUUUGUCAUUAAUGUCUGAGUGUUGGAGUGUGCCCCUGUCUGCCAUCUGGUUUUCUUAAUAUAUUUGAUGUAUAGCUUUUACGUUUUUACUUUUACUGAAGUAUGACAAUUGAGUACUUUUUCCACCACUGUUUGUAUGGCUCUUAUGUGCAUUUUUGUGUGUCUUGUCUUUUCGUAAAGCAUCUUAGUUGCAGAAUGUUGUUUUGUGAUCAUAUUUUAUACAUGAAAAUACAUGAAAAUAUAAUUUGAUAUUGAAUGAAAUGAGCAGUAUAUUCUACAAUUAGUUUAAUGAAUCCUUAGCCCAGGCAUGUUCAUCCUCUUUUGUUUUACAGAGCUCAGCUAGAAAACGAGAAGAAAAAACGAGAGCACGCAGAGAAAGAGAGGGAGAAGAUAGAGAAAGAGAAGGACGAGCUGAUCGAGAGACUCAGACAGAUUGAGGGACAGACGCUAAAGGCCCAGAAAGGUUUAUAUAUACACACACGCGCGCACUAAGGAUACUUCAGAGGAAAAAUGAAAAGGAGACUGAUUUGCAUUCUCUCACUUACUUUUAAAUGUCAUAGCCUUGCAAGCAACACCCUGGAGUAACACUAAAGGCGUCCGCAUGCUUCCCGGCCGAAACAUUUCGCAAGAGUUCGUGCAUAUAUUAUGAUUACAUUUUGUGACAUUUUUGUUAGUUUUGGACUUCUAUGAGGUUUUUUUCGGUUGUUCCGCCACAAAUGUUUUUCUAGAGUCAAGCUGAAGUUCGGAGCCGAAGUCUACACCCCUUCGUCAGUGAUUGGUCAACAGUAGGGAUUCUUCAAUAAAGUAUUUGUUGUCAUUCAACGAGAGACGACUCGUUUUCAUGCACAUUUUUUCAUCGAGAAAUACUGCACCAAACAUCUUAGUUAGAUGUAAAAUUGCGCGACUAAGAUCUCCUAGGUAAAAACGUCAAAAUUAAUGACAGAUUUCUUGAGUUAUUUUAGAUUAAUUCAGACUAUUUUGAGGAAGUGUAUACUGGCUACGGCGUCUCAAAAUAGACAAACAGUACUAUUGCCGUUUAUUUCUGUUUUUUCAAGCGAAGGUCUUUAAGGGAGUAUGCGAGCACACUUGUUCGGUUUGGCUAGCCGAGGCGCUAGCCGAACUGAAGCAUGCUGACGCCUUAACACCCACUGUAGUACAUAGCUGGUGUUCAGACAUUCAAUUACCACAGAACAAGUUCACAGCUACAGUGCGCAAUAUUGGAAUUUGCAUACUAACCUCUUAUCAGGAGGAGUGAGGAAUGGGAUAUCAGUUAGAGAUGGGCAUAGGAUGACACUGCCACCUGUUAUAUCAUGGUAUGGGAACAGGGACAAGCACAUUCAUUCUCUCUGUUGUUGGCCCUUGACUUGUUGCACCACAGCUUUUCUGUUAGGACAGGGCAUAACAUACCUGGGUCUAUUUGAGUGAAGUCGUGGACAAUUAUGAGCCGUUGAGGCUGUAGUGCUGACAUUAUGGUGCCUCUAGAAAUCUGUGUUUAUAAUAUAGGUCAGGCCUUUCUCAGGUAAACACUGUCAUUCCAUGGGAGAUUAUUUGAGUACUCCUCUUGUUUCAUAACAUACAGUGGGGAAAAAAAGUAUUUAGUCAGCCACCAAUUGUGCAAGUUCUCCCACUUAAAAAGAUGAGAGAGGCCUGUAAUUUUCAUCAUAGGUACACGUCAACUAUGACAGACAAAAUUAGAAGAAAAAAAAUCCAGAAAAUCACAUUGUAGGAUUUUUUAUGAAUUUAUUUGCAAAUUAUGGUGGAAAAUAAGUAUUUGGUCAAUAACAAAAGUUUCUCAAUACUUUGUUAUAUACCCUUUGUUGGCAAUGACACAGGUCAAACGUUUUCUGUAAGUCUUCACAAGGUUUUCACACACUGUUGCUGGUAUUUUGGCCCAUUCCUCCAUGCAGAUCUCCUCUAGAGCAGUGAUGUUUUGGGGCUGUCGCUGGGCAACACGGACUUUCAACUCCCUCCAAAGAUUUUCUAUGGGGUUGAGAUCUGGAGACUGGCUAGGCCACUCCAGGACCUUGAAAUGCUUCUUACGAAGCCACUCCUUUGUUGCCCGGGCGGUGUGUUUGGGAUCAUUGUCAUGCUGAAAGACCCAGCCACGUUUCAUCUUCAAUGCCCUUGCUGAUGGAAGGAGGUUUUCACUCAAAAUCUCACGAUAUAUGGCCCCAUUCAUUCUUUCCUUUACACGGAUCAGUCGUCCUGGUCCCUUUGCAGAAAAACAGCCCCAAAGCAUGAUGUUUCCACCCCCAUGCUUCACAGUAGGUAUGGUGUUCUUUGGAUGCAACUCAGCAUUCUUUGUCCUCCAAACACGACAAGUUGAGUUUUUACCAAAAAGUUAUAUUUUGGUUUCAUCUGACCAUAUGACAUUCUCCCAAUCCUCUUCUGGAUCAUCCAAAUGCACUCUAGCAAACUUCAGACGGGCCUGGACAUGUACUGGCUUAAGCAGGGGGACACGUCUUGCACUGCAGGAUUUGAGUCCCUGGCGGCGUAGUGUGUUACUGAUGGUAGGCUUUGUUACUUUUGUCCCAGUUCUCUGCAGGUCCCCCCGUGUGGUUCUGGGAUUUUUGCUCACCGUUCUUGUGAUCAUUUUGACCCCACGGGGUGAGAUCUUGCGUGGAGCCCCAGAUCGAGGGAGAUUAUCAGUGGUCUUGUAUGUCUUCCAUUUCCUAAUAAUUGCUCCCACAGUUGAUUUCUUCAAACCAAGCUGCUUACCUAUUGCAGAUUCAGUCUUCCCAGCCUGGUGCAGGUCUACAAUUUUGUUUCUGGUGUCCUUUGACAGCUCUUUGGUCUUGGCCAUAGUGGAGUUUGGAGUGUGACUGUUUGAGGUUGUGGACAGGUGUCUUUUAUACUGAUAACAAGUUCAAACAGGUGCCAUUAAUACAGGUAACGAGUGGAGGACAGAGGAGCCUCUUAAAGAAGAAGUUACAGGUCUGUGAGAGCCAGAAAUCUUGCUUGUUUGUAGGUGACCAAAUACUUAUUUUCCACCAUAAUUUGCAAAUAAAUUCAUAAAAAAUCCUACAAUGUGAUUUUCUGGAUUUUUUUCUCUCUCAAUUUGUCUGUCAUAGUUGACGUGUACCUAUGAUGAAAAUGACAGGCCUCUCUCAUCUUUUUAAGUGGGAGAACUUGCACAAUUGGUGGCUGACUAAAUAAUAUUUCCCCCCACUGUAUAGAGAUUCAUGUGUGAAUGUAUGUCAGGAAAGAUGGGUGCGACUCUUGCUCAGAUCGGAGUAUAUUUGUCAUAAAUUGUUGUCAUCACUAAUUGUGUGUGUGUGUGUGUGUGUAUCUUUGUCUGUCUGUCUGUGUCUGUCUGUGCGCGCUCAUACAGAGCUGGAAGAGCAGACACGCAGGGCCCUGGAGUUGGACCAGGAGAGGAAGAGAGCAAAGGAGGAGGCAGAGAGGUUGGAGAGAGAGAGACAGGCAGCAGAGGAGGCCAAGGCAGCGCUGGUUAAACAGGCUGCUGACCAGAUGAAGAACCAGGAACAACUGGUAACACUUCACAUCACAUCACCAGUCUGUGCCCCGCUUUGGAUCAGGGCCCCGUUAACAUACUUUCAGUGCAUCCUUCUUUCCUUCCUUCCUUGAAGAAAUCACAGAACUUAUAUGAAAUUAUUAGUGAACGCGAUACGAUAAGACACCUUACUUUGCUUUCUAUUCAUUGAUUACGUCAAGGAAGGAAGGUAGGAUAUAUAGGUCUUACUGUAGUUAAAACCAUGUAAAUAUACCUACCGUAGGCAGGUAUACAGCAAUUCUCUAAGUCAACAAUCUCCUCUGGAUUGUGCAAUUCUCACACUAAAACAGUUGUAAAUUCUCUAUUCUACAUUAUAAACUGGGUGACAGCCGUGUUAUAUCAGACCGUAUACCACGGGUAUGACAAAACAUUUAUUUUGACUGCCCUAAUUAUGUUGGUAACCAGUUUAUAAUAGCAAUAAGGCACCUCAGGGGUUUGUGGUAUAUGGCCAAUAUACCACGGCUAAGGGCUGUAUCCAGGAACUCUGCGUUGUGUCGUGCGUAAGAACGGCCCUUAGCCGUGGUAUAUUGGCCAUAUACCACACCCCCUCUGCCUUAUUGCUUAAACAUAUCAUCACUGUAAUAACCCUGUCCCUGCUCUAUUAUCACCAUGUCAAUACAUACGGUUGUAUGUAAAUAAGUGAGACUGACUUUUUGUAAACACCUCCACUGGUCACACUAGAUUUAUGGAUGGUUUUACUAGCAUUCCACAGGUGAUUUGGUUGGUUAUUCCUCAUCUUGGCAUUUAACCUGAAAUGCCUAAGCUCAACUUUGUGCUUCAGCUCCGAGAGAGAGAGAGAGAGAGACUUCAUGUCCAAAUCAUCCUAAAAUAUCUAAAAAUGUAUUGCAUAACUCAAUGAAGUUGCUUAUAGAUGAUUUGGACCCCAAAAAAAAUUGAUACCAUUGACAUGCAUUUCAUUUGUGCUACAAAUGCUAAAAGGUUAGUAUUUGAAACAGUGGCCAGGUAAACAAAAGCAAAACAUGAAUUGCUGGCAUACCUUGUCCAUAGACUGCUUACGGGGUAAGGAAACCAAAAUGUAAUUUGGGUGAACUAUCUCUUCAUGCGUAGGGAAAUAACAUUGAUGAAUUUGCUUUGAUGCCGUGUUGGAAGGCCCUGAGGUGAUUGAGGUGUUAAUGUGCAGGCAGCUUGCCCCAGGGGGAAUUCUAUCCUCACACUAGCCUCCCCCUCUCUCUGGUAUUCCAGGUAAUAUUUCAUAGAUGGUAUAACAUGUUAACAGCACUCACCACAGAACCAUGUGUCAAUAAAUGUUGAUAUUGGUUGGUCAUUAAACUUCAUGUGGAGGAGAGUGGGCCAUGUUCAACUCUUGCAGUCUGGUGGUCAGUGUGUUGGUGUGUCUGACAGCAGGGUGCCUUGUGCUUGUCGCUCACAGGCCGCUGAGCUAGGAGAAUUCACCGCCAAAAUCGCUCUGCUUGAAGAGGCCAAGAGGAAAAAAGAAGAUGAAGCGACAGAAUGGCAACACAAAGUAACGGUUACCUCCGCUACCUCUCUCUGAUCCCCUGCAUGCCCCCUGCCCGGCCCCCUGGGCUUACUGGACUAAUGCAUUAUUACAAUAGUGUCUGUGUCUAAAUGUGUGGGGGUGUGUGCCCUCAAACCAAAUCAUAUAACAGCUUUCCUAAAAUAACUGCUGAAAGUUUUGUGUAUGUGUGGGAGCUGAGGUUGAAAUUGUGUGUGAGCGAGGAUUUUUAAAAUUGUGUGUAGCUCAGUUGCUAGAGCAUGGCGUUUGCAACGCCAGGGUUGUGGGUUCGAUCCCCACGGGGGGCCAGUAUGACAAAAGUAUGAAAAUGUAUGCACUCACUAACUGUAAGUCGCUCUGGAUAAGAGCGUCUGCUAAAUGACUAAAAUGUAAAAUGUGUGUGUCUGUCCUUUAUUUGCAUGUUAACCCGCUACUUUAGUACGUGUGUUUUUAUUGCUUUUUACAAGUCUCUGGCCUGCUCAGGCCCUACACUUGCAUUACCUUUAAAUACAGAUGUCCCUGUCUUUGUGUAUAUACAUUAACCUCCCCCCUCCCCACUAGGCCAUCUCAGCCCAGGAGGACCUGGAGAAGACUAAAGAGGAGCUGAAGUCUGUGAUGUCAUCACCCCCGGCGCCAGAGCAGGAUGAGCAGGAUGAGACAAAUGCUGAGGGCAGCACCGAGCUGCACAGUGAUGGGGUCACCAGCCACCGCAGAGAGGAGGAACGUGUCACAGAGGCCCAGAAGAACGAACGCGUCAAGGAACAGCUGCAGGUAGGCUAAGGAAGACGUGGCCUUACUUACAUUUUACAUUUUAAUCAUUUAGCAGACGCUCUCUCCAGAGCGACUUACAAUUAGUGCAUUCAUCAUAAGAUGGCUAGGUGAGACAACAACACAUUACAAUGGUCAUCUGUAGUUCAGUUGGUAGAGCAUGGCUCUUGCAAAGCCAGGAUAGUUGGUUUGAUUCCCGGGACCACCCAUACGUAAUUUAUUUUUUAUUUUUAUAAAAGCGUCUGCUAAAUGGCCUUUAUUAUUAUUUAUUACAAUCGUAUCGUGUACAUUUUUCCUCAAAGUAUUUAUUAGCAAAGUCAGUGCAAGUUUUUAUUUUUUUAUGUGGGGGGUGUCAGGGGCGCCGUGAGAGUUAUUUAAGAUACUCUUCAAAGAGGUAGGGUUUCAGAUGUUUUCUAAAGAUGGGCAGGGGCUCCGCUGUCCUGACUUUAGGGGAAAGCUUGUUCCACCAUCGGGGAGCCAGGACAGAGAAGAGCUUGGACUGGGCUGAGCGGGAGCUGCCCUCCCGUAGGGCUCGGAGGGCCAAGAGACCAGAGGUGGCGGAAUGGAGUGCUCGGGUUUGGGUGUAGGGUUUUGAGCAUAGCCUGAAGGUAGGGAGGUGCAGUUCCCCUUGCUGCUCCGUAAGCAAGCACCAGGGUCUUGAAGAUGAUGCGAGCUUCGACUGGAAGCCAGUGGAUUGUGCGAAGGAGCGGGGUGACAUGGGAGAACUUAGGAAGGUUGAACACCAGGUGGGCUGCGGCAUUCUGGAUAAGUUGCAGGGCUUUGAUGGCACAAGCGGGGAGCCCAGUCAACAGAGAGUUUCAGUAGUCUAGAUGGGAGAUGACAAGUGCCUGAAUUAGGACUUGCGCUGCUUCCUAUGUGAAGAAAGGUUGUACUCUAUGGAUGUUGAAGAGUAUGAACCUGCAGAAGCGAGUCACUGCUUUGAUGUUUGCAGAGAACGACAGGGUGUUUUCCAGGGUCACGCCAAGGUUCUUUGCACUCUGGGAGGGGGACACCGUGGAAUUGUCAACCGUGAUGGAGAGGUCUUGGAGCGGGCAGGCCUUUCCCGGGAGGAAGAGCAGCUCUGUUUUGUUGAGCUUGAGGUGGUGGGCCGACAUCCAAGCUGAGAUGUCUACCAGGCAUGCAGAGGUCCGUGUUGCCACCUGGGUGUCAGAAGGGGGGAAGCAGAAAGUAGUUGAGUGUUAUCCGCAUAGCAAUUAUAGGAGAGAGCAUGUGAGGAUAUGACGGAGCCGAGAGACUUGGUGUAAAGAGAAAAGAGGAGAGGGCCUAGAGACACCAGUAGUGAGAGCACGUGGUGCAGACACAGAUCCUCUCCACGCCGCCUGGUAGGAGUGACCUGCCAGGUAAAAUGCAAUCCAGGAGUGUGCAGAGCCUGAGACGCCAUUAGGGUGGAUAGACCCCUAGAGCAGGGGUGUCAAACGUACGGCCCGCGGGCCGGAUCAGGCCCGCAAACGGGUUUAAUCCGGCCCGCGAGAUGAUUUUGGAAAAAAAUAAAAAAUAAAAUCUUUUUUUUUUUUUUUUUUUUUAAGUAUAAAAAUGCGCUGCAAUUUUUCAAUAAAAUAAACUGCUGUUCCAAUUGCGUCCACUGGAUGGCGCAAUAGCAAUUGUGUUAAGCAAGCAAACUGUUUAUACCGGGGCAGAGCAAGUAGGUCAAGCACGUGCAGCCAAUGAGCUACUUUGUUUUUCCCGCGAUAUUUAUUACGGCUUCUACUUUUAACAUUAUGUGCUUUGGCACCCUCAUUGCCCCAAUAUGUCUCUGUCAAAAAAGAGAAAAGUGGACGCAGAGUGUUCCAAGAAAAAUGGUCAUCCUAUUUAAUCACGGAAUUGAAUGGGAAAGCUGUAUGUUUGGUGUGUUCAGAGCAUGUUGCAGUGCUGAAAGAAUAUAACCUUCGUCGCCACUAUGUGAGUCUUCAUGCCGACAAAUAUGACAACUUUCAAGGACAGCGGAGAUGAGAGAAGGUGAAUGAACUGUUGGCGGGUCUGAAGAAACAGCAGUCUGUGUUUACUCACAGCCGAGACAUCAGUGACGCUGCAGUGAAAGCUAGCUACCUCAUUGCUAAUGAAAUCGCAGUGGCUUCAAAACCAUUUAGUGAGGGUGAAUUUGUAAAAACAUGCAUGAUGAAGGCAGCGGAGAUUGUGUGCCCUGAAAAGCGGCAGGCUUUUGCAAAUAUCAGCCUGACAAGAAACACAGUUGCAGACAGGAUUUCCGAUCUUUCAGUGGAUUUGGACAGCCAGUUGAAGCAAAAAGUAAAGUCAUUUAUUGCGUUUUCGGUUGCAAUUGAUGAAAGCACGGACAUUACAGAUGUUGCACAACUGGCCAUUUUUUCAUCCGCGGAGUUGAUGACACAUUGACCGUCACCGAGGAGUUCGUGGAGUUGGUGCCGAUGACAGAUACAACGACAGCAGCUGAUAUUUUUACCGCACUUGUCGGCGCGCUGGACAGGGUCGGAGUGGACUGGUCCCGCGCUGUCAGCCUGGCUACAGAUGGUGCGCCCUCAAUGAUCAGGAAAAAAGCAGGCGUUGUGACAAAGUUCAGAGAGAAAGUGCAAUCUGCAAAUGGAGGACGUGAUUUUUUUACUUUUCACUGUAUUUUGCACCAGGAGGCUUUGUGUUGCAAGUCAUUAAAGAUGGAUAACGUCAUGAAGGUGGUCAUCCAAACUGUUAAUUUCAUCCGAUCCAGAAGCCUGAAUCACCGUCAGUUUGACAGCCUUCUCAGAGAGAAAGACCACAUCUAUGGCCUGCCAUACCACACUGAGGUAAGAUGGUUAAGCCGAGGUGCUGUGCUGAGGCGUUUCUUUGAUUUACGAGAAGAAAUUGAACAGUUCAUGGAAGAAAAGGGCAAACCAGUGUUAGAAUUUCAUUCCGCAGAAUGGAUGCCGGACCUUGCAUUUAUGGUGGAUGUUACAGAGCACCUGAAUAACUUGAACAAACAGCUACAAGGGCGCAACAAAGUUGUCACGCAGUAUUAUGACAGCAUACGUUCUUUCAAGUUGAAGCUGUCAUUGUGGGAGACGCAACUUGCCGGUGGUGAUGCAGCUCACUUCCCCUGUCUGAAAAAUGUGUGCGCGACCCAACAUGUGGCAGACAUGAAGCGGUUCAAAGAUAAAAUAACUGGACUGUUACGGGAGUUUGAGCAACGCUUUCAGAUUUAUAUUUAUAUGUUUUUAUGUUGAUGUGCUAUUGUUUUUAAUUGAUUUUAUUUUAUUUGUAUAUUUAACCUAUUCUUGACUCUGUGGUUCUUGCACUUGUUUGGGGAACAGGAUUUCAUUAUUUUUAUCUACAUUUCUGCCUGAGAAAUGACACCCUGAUAUAGUUCUGUGAUCUGUGAAACAGUUCUGUUAAUCACUGAGGCAUUGUGUGUUUGUGUGUUCUUUUUCUUUAGAAUUUUCAAAUAAACUUGACGUGUUUUAUGAUUAAUAGUGAUGUUGUGCUUGUACUAUUUUGGACACACUGUCCUCAGGCUCCAGCUUUAUGUUGUAUGUUGAUCGUAUUAAAACAAAGAAAACAAUCUGAAGUUGUUGUUUUUAAGUUAUAUAUACCAUGAUUUUUCCGGUCCGGCCCACUUGGGAAUAGAUUUUCCUCCAUGUGGCCCCUGAGCUAAAAUGAGUUUGACACCCCUGCCCUAGAGGCUCAAACUAUCAACAAGAUAUCAACUGCAAAAAAAUGUUAGGGUUAUGGUUAGGCCUAGGACUAUUGUUUGGGUUAGUGGAUCAACAGUUUGCUGAUAAUUUGUUGAACUAUACACAAUCUGUCUGCAACUAUCAAAAUUAAGUGUCCUCUCUCUUCCCCUCUCCCUCUGUCAGGCUCUGAGUUCAGAGUUGGCCCAGGCGAGGGACGACACCAAGAAGACCCAGAAUGACAUGCUUCAUGCGGAGAACGUGAAGGCUGGGAGGGACAAGUACAAGACCCUGCGUCAGAUCCGCCAGGGCAACACCAAGCAGCGCAUCGACGAGUUCGAGUCCAUGUGA